Messenger RNA from Centrocercus urophasianus (Greater sage-grouse), 2345 nucleotides. It is a transcript of the gene HP1BP3, whose product is annotated as heterochromatin protein 1 binding protein 3. The transcript is spliced from 14 exons. The record is from RefSeq and is a predicted model, not a curated record. Gene Ontology annotation, biological process: nucleosome assembly; heterochromatin organization. Gene Ontology annotation, molecular function: nucleosome binding; DNA binding. Bases 127 to 1845 code for a protein of 572 amino acids. Lineage: Eukaryota; Metazoa; Chordata; Aves; Galliformes; Phasianidae. Gene Ontology annotation, cellular component: nucleosome; nucleus; chromosome.
UUUGUGUCCGCCGGGCCCGCUGGUUGACUCCUCACUGCACUGUGAAAGCCGUUAGGAAAAAGUCCUUGGGGUUAAAACCUGGGGCUCCACAGUGUUACGUGCACUUGGGGCUAGAAAUAAUUUUAAAUGGCGACUGAUCUGUCUGAAGCUGAACCCGUGCAUCAUAAGGCGCUUCCACUCUUAACGGGAACUCAGCUGAUCCACACGGACAAGUUAAGUGAGAAAGCUGAAGAGGACACGAUGCCGAUCCGCCGCUCCGUGAAUUCUUCUUCUCGAGAAACUCCCCCCAAAAGCAAACCUGCUGAAGGUGGCGAAGAGGUGAAAGCAGAUGCAGAAGCCACUUCUGAGGAAUCUGCUUCUGCUGGAGAAGAACAAGAGAAUGAAACCCUGCCUGCUGCUGCACCUAGUGAAGCAGAACAGCCAAAGGAACCUGAGAAUGAAGAGAAGGGGGAAACCAAGUCCUCAGAAGAAACCAAAAAGGACGAUAAAGAUCAGUCUAAGGAAAAGGAGAAGAAGGUGAAGAAGACCAUUCCUGCUUGGGCAACUCUUUCUGCUAGCCAGCUGGCUAGGGCACAGAAACAAACUCAGAUGGCUGCCACUUCACGUCCGAAGAUGGAUGCCAUUUUAACUGAGGCCAUUAAGGCGUGCUUUCAGAAGAGUGGCGCAUCAGUUGUUGCGAUACGUAAAUACAUCAUCCACAAAUACCCUUCCCUGGAGCUGGAGAGAAGAGGCUAUCUUCUAAAGCAGGCCUUGAAAAGGGAGCUGGAGAGGGGAAUCAUCAGGCAGGUGAAAGGGAAGGGAGCUUCUGGAAGCUUUGUGGUGGUGUCUAAUGCGGGAAAAACUGUUCAAAAAGCCAGAGACAGAAAGAAAAGCACUUCCGUUUCGACUCCAGAGCAACAGGUGAAGCUGGAAGACAUCCUGCCACUGGCUUUCACCCGUCUUUGUGAGCCAAAAGAAGCUUCUUACAGCCUGAUCAAGAAAUACGUGUCUCAGUAUUAUCCCAAACUCAAAGUAGACAUCAGACCCCAGCUGUUGAAGAAUGCCCUGCAGAGAGCAGUAGAAAAGGGCCAGCUAGAGCAGAUCACAGGGAAAGGAGCAUCUGGGACAUUCCAGCUGAAGAAGUCAGGGGAGAAGCCCCUGUUGGGUGGGACUCUGAUGGAAGAUGCCAUCCUGUCUGCUAUUGCGGCCAUGAACGAACCGAAGACCUGCUCCACCACAGCACUGAAGAAGUAUAUCCUGGAAAACCACCCAGGGACCAACUCCAACUUCCAAGUGCAUCUACUGAAGAGAACCCUGCAGAGAUGUGAGAAGAACGGCUGGUUGGAGCAGAUUUCUGGAAAGGGCUUCAGUGGAACCUUUCAGCUUUGCUUCCCUUAUUACCCUAGCCCAGAUGUGCUCUACCCAGAGAAGCAGCAGGAUGAGGACUCUGAAGAAUCUGAUGAGGAGGAAGAGGAGGAAUCUGAGGAGGAAGAAGAAUCUGAAGAUGAGGAGUCUGAGGAGGAAGAGCCACCACCAAAGAAGAGGAUUCAGAAGAGACCUCCUCCAAAGUCACGGAGCAGGGCUCCUCCGAUGAAGCGAAGAGAAUCCAAGCCCAAGCCCAGAAAGACCCCUGCAGCCCGCCGGGGGAAAGCGAAGCCCCCACCCAAGGUGAAAACCCCUGCAAAGAAAGCCAAACCAGCAGCCCCUGUCAUCAAGAAACCCUCUGGUGGCAGCUCUUCCAAGAAACCAGCAGCUAGCGGGAGGAAGGAGGUGAAACCUUCUGCCAAGGGCAAAUCUGCCAUGAGGAAAUCUCUCCGGGCAAAAAAGCAGCAGGAACAUGGUGAUUGGGGGAAGUAUGGUUCUUAAUUGAGAAGGUACGACGGCACUGGAGUCCUCCUUAGAUCCCCUGCAUGAUGAGGUCCUUCCUGCUUCUGUGAAGGAGCAGUGUAUCUAUACAGCACUUGCACUGAGCCCUGGAGGUGCUCCUUUUGCUCAGCUGUGAUGCUGGCAGGUCGAGGGGGGGUGUGUGGCUUUUUCAGUAAGUGGGAGAGUGGGUCCAGGUCUUCAGUCAGCAGAGGCUGCCGUGUUACCGAGCAUCUGACACCAGAGGGGCUCUAGAAGGGGUGGUUCUUGGGCGGGUGAUUUGAAUUAGUGUUUCCAUGCUACUUCUGUUACCUUGAAACCAAAAUAUAUAAAAUUCUUCUUGAAUCCAACUUUCAAAUGUUUUUAAGAGAUGAAGAGCCUAAGUUUUGUCACUUCUUGUUUACCCUUUUUUAAAAAGAAAAGUUGGAAAGCUAUACAGUUGCUAAUGUAGAGAUGUUGAUAAGUGAAGAACAUGCAGUUUGCUAAAAUAAAAUGAAACUAGA